UUUCAUAAUGUUUAUGCUUAACUUUCGACUAUUCUACUUAACUUUCGACUAGGAAAUAUCUAAAACAUCCGCGAAACAAGUGAUCCCACGUCACUAAACACAACCCGUUGUUUAACUUUAAAUUAAACAACAUUGACACCACCUGGAUACGAAAAAACGUAUCUAUGGCAUGACAAAAACAAAGAUAUUUUAAAAAAUGUUAAUGUUAUAUCGUACAAUACUUGAUAAUAGCAAUGUUGACCGGCACUCUAGCAGUCACCAUCAUCACGUCCAUCUUCUCUUCCCCGUAAUCUUCAUUCUCUUCCAAACCCCAGACAUGAAGCAUAUAAGUCAAAGCAAUCAACAAACAAACAAUGACUAAGAGCAAAGAUGAGUCGUGUCAACUCAGAGAUGACUCUACAAAAGCCUGACAUCAUCAACAAGUCAGAAAAUGUCAACUCAGAGAUGACUCUACGGAAGCCCGAUGUCAUCACCAUAGAAGAAAACACUGCCAAUGAAUCAUCACUUGAUGAUGAACUUUCUCAUGCUGUAAGGGUUUAAAAGGAGAGCUCGAAGCAGAGAAAAGUCAGUGCGAACUGGGACACAGUCCAGUCAGUUAGGAAGGCAGUCAGAAAAAGACCGUGAGACAGUUGAAGAUGGGGACACAGUCGGGUUAGAAAAAGGCAGUUAGAGCGAGAGACACAGUUGAGUUAGAAGGGGACAGUUAGAGUUGGAGACACAGUUCCAGCCAGAGAAAGGCAGUUGAGUUAUAGAUGCUGUCACAGAAAGAGUUGCUGCAGAACGAGUUGGAAUCGCAGUCACAAUUAGACAGACAGAGAUCCAGAGAGUGAAACCAGACGAGCACCAGAGAAAGAGUGGUUCCAGAAAGGACGACUCAAAAACGAGCCAUCAGAAACCUCUGCAGUCUUGGCCGUCAAGUCCACGUCACAAGAGAAGACAUCUUGUUUAUCUGGUAUGUUGUGGGUAGCGUAAGUUCGAAAUACCCCCCGUUAGGUACCCCCUCGUUGAAUAGAUAAAAAUAGGCAAAUUUCCAAAAUCGGCUUUUGUAAUUCUGUUCCAAACUUUUGUAUAUGUUAAUAAAUGUCCUUAAAUUGGUUAUAUAUUUGACUCUGCAUUCUUCCUCCUUAGAGGCACAUUCCUGGACUUCAGAGUGACUCUUACCCUCGCGCCUUAAUCAUCCAUUUUAUCUCAAACGGCAGUGUGUCCGAUAAAACACACCUGGUGGCAGGACUCUACCCAAAAAAGUACGAAAUAAUUCUUUACGGCCCCGAACCCCACAAUAUCAUACAGUUAAAAUUUUCAUUUUUUUGUUUUUUUUAUAGGAUUGUAUUCCACAUUUUAAAACUUAUUCUUGUAGAUAUUCUAUUGAUGUUUAAUGGAAGGACUAUUAAAAAACAAUUGAAAAUGAUAAUUAGUUUAAAUUAUAUUAGUUUUGCUUGAAUUUGAAAGUGGGUUUUUUCUUGUAUAUUGGGUUGGCAUAGACUACUUACAUUGACACAACCAAAUAACAAAUAUAAUACAUCAAACAAACACUAUUACACACCCACCAAUCAUACUACAAAAAUAUAAAUUCAUAGAUAACAAUGCAAAAUAUACUAUAUAUGACAGCCAUAAUCUGAUCACACACUUUCAUUGAUAAAACAAAAUCUAUACAGUAGAGUCCUGUACAACAUGCAAAUAAAGCAAGCAACACCCUUGAAUUAUGUCAAUCAGAGAUAUAUGAUUUUUUUCAACUUAUAGGCCAUGGUUUAAACUUUCAUAAAUUGUGUGAUAAUUAGAAGCGGAUUUUAGGCAAAUGCCUAUUUUUUUCCCUUAGCAUAUACAUGGCAAAGAUUUUGUAUUAACACUUUUCAUGAACAUUUAGACCGAAAUAAUGGUAUUUUAAAAUGCCUAAAAAUGCCUAAUUUGACGUUACUGCCUAUUUUUGCCUAAAACAUAAAGUUUAGCCUGUUUUCAUAUUUUUAAAAAGUUUUUUAAUUUUUCGUUUUGUUUCCCACAAAGAUUUACUUUGAUUCUUAACAUACUGUAUUGCUUACAUUCCAAGGCAGUUAAAAUUUUACAAAUUCUCCCUCCACCAUACCCUCUGAAAACAGCAAUUAGCCACACCUAGUCUUUUGUCACCAAGUCAUAAAAUCCCGAAUUGCCAGAAUAACAGCCUGACAGUCUACUGCAGAUCAGUUUUAUUUUUGUCUUUGGAGUGUUCACUUGUGGAUAAAAUUUUAGUGAAAAUGCCAAAAGUUAAAACAUCUAAAGCUUCAUUAAUUCGGCAAUGGCUUCAAGAAUUCCCUCAUUACACGUCGGAUGGCAAGAUUAUUCUGUGCCAAGUCUGUAAUAAAGAGGUGUCCAGUGAAAAGAAAUGCCACCUCACACAACAUGCACAAGGUGCUCUGCAUAAAUCGAACGUUGAACGAAAAUAUAAAAUGAAACAGACUCUCUUGACGCAGACUUCAGAGACUUCAUCAAAGAAAAAUGAGUUUAGUGCUGAUUUGUGUCAUGCUAUUAUAGCAGCAAAUAUUCCAUUUAAAACAUUGGAGAACACUCAUUUUAGAAAUUUCUUGGAAAAGUACUGCCACCAGAAAAUUCCUUCAGAGUCGACACUUCGAAAGUAUUAUGUGCAACCUGCAUACGAAGAUAUUAUUUCCAGGAUAAGAGACAAUCUUAAGGACUCUUACUUGUGGUUCUCUGUAGAUGAAACAACGGACAGUCUUGGACGCUACGUUGCCAACUUGAUUGUUGGAAAGCUUGAUGCCGAUGGGCCCUCCAGAGCUUACCUGAUCUACACGAAACAGUUGACUAAAACUAACCAUGAAACAGUGGCUCAUUUUGUGAACAAUGGACUAAAGAUAAUUAAUCCUGAUGAAGACAAAGUUCUUGUAGCCGUAACAGAUGCUGCUUCAUACAUGGUUCCUGCCAUGAAAACACUUAAGAUUUUUUUUCCUGCUCUUGUCCAUGUGACAUGCUUGGCCCAUGGUCUCAAUCGGGUAGCAGAGCAAAUCAGAGUAGAAUAUGAGAAGGUGAAUAAACUCAUCUCCUCUGUCAAGAAAGUGUUCAUUAAAGCCCCAUCAAGAGUGCAAGCUUUUCGGCAGAUGCUCCCAGAUGUUGCUCUUCCUCCAGAACCUGUUCUCACUCGUUGGGGAACUUGGCUGAAGGCUGUUAACUACUACAGUGAACAUUUCUCUGAUAUAAAGAAACUUCUGGACACUUUAGCGGAUGAUGCAGUUUGUGUAACUAAAGCCAAGGAAAUUUUGAAUGACAUUUAUGUUCAGAACGACUUGGUGUACAUUAAGUCUCAUUUCACAUUCAUUGCAGACACUAUUACUGCUCUUGAAAGUAGUGGGAAACCGAUAUAUGAACAAAUUGAUCUCCUCAACAGAGCAAAGCAGAAACUUUGUGAUGCACCAGGCACUGCUGCAGAAAAAGUGAGGAAAAAGUUGGAUGCAGUGCUUCAAAAGAAUACUGGAUUAAAGUCCUUGUUUGUUGUGGCUGAUAUUUUGGCAGGAAAGAAGAGCAAAACCGAAAGUGAAUUCCCAGUUCAUCUUCUUCCAAGGUUGAAAUACUGUCCGUUAUCGUCAGUAGAUGUGGAACGCUCUUUCUCUGCGUAUAAAUUAAUACUCAGUGACAAACGUUGCAACUUUUCUAUUGAAAAUUUGGAAAAAGUGCUUAUAAUAUAUUGUGAAGCAAACUAUGGGAAACAGAGUGAAUAAAAAAUGUAAAGAUAAUUGUUUGUCUACUUUUGCGUUUGCAGCAUUCUGAAUAUGUGCAUUUUUGUUUGGAAUACAUAUGUUAAAUAAAUAAUCCAUUGUCUGAUAAGUACAUUACUUGUUCAUUGUGCAAAUUUUGACCGCCUAUUUUUUGUUUAUAAAGCCUAAACGAGACAAUUUAAGAGCCUAUUUUAGGCGCCUAAAACACUACUUUUAAGGGCCUAAAUGUCCGCUGUCUAGUGAUAAUGCAGCUUUUGAUAAUGUUAUUUCCUAUAAUGCGUAAUGAAUCCUCCCAGACUCCCCCCAGUUGUAUGGGACUCUACUGUAUCAUCAUUGGUGUAGGUGUUUCAAACAUCUACAAUGUACAAAAUACAUACUAUAUACUGUAAAAAUUAGUAAAUAUUCUGAACUUUUCAUGAAAUAAUGCAUUUGUGGAGAGUGGGUAAAAUAAUUAAUGUGCCUAUAGUCUGUCCCUCUUGCACAAUGCCAUAAGAUGUGCAUGACCUGAUGUUUGGAGGUCUUAACAUUAGUAUAUACAUCACAUUACAGAAAAUUGCUUAUUGAAUACAUAUCACAUAGUAAUUCUUAAAUAUUGAUACAUAUCUUUGCAUUUCUUUAUUUAACCUACUGAAAAUGCACUUUCUUCUGGCUAGCAGCAAGGUUGCAGCUUCAUUUGAACAGGGUUUUAGAUUGCUUAGUAGCUGCUAGCUAAAAUUGUAAUGUCCAUGAGUAACAUAUGUCAAAUCAAUUCUGAAAUGAAAAACUGUUUUUGGAAGUUUGAUAGCAGGUUGGCUCUACAAAGUCAUAAUCACAUUGACAUGUAGGCAAGCUUGAAGGAUAUGUAUCUUAUCAUGGCUGCCAUAUGGGAAUAUAGAUGCCUAUAUUUCUAAAUUCUAGGUUUGAUGAGCUUAGGCAUGCACAAAUUCUUUUUAUGUCCAUAGCAAUUGUGGGCAAAUUUUUUCACUUUUCCAAAAAAAAUGGCUAAAAUUGCAAGAAUUAACAUAUAAGUUCGAAAAUUUUUGGCUAAAUUCUCAUAAAUUUAGUGGAAAAUGGAUGUGGGAAAAAAAAUUUUUUUGGGCAUGGACAAUCAAAAUAUCUGGCUGCCUUAAGUCUUAUUUGUAAGUAUGUACCAGUGCUGUAUUUCUUAAGUUGUAAUAUCUGAAAUGUAUUUUAACUUGUAAUGCUGUACAAAGUAAACAAUGAGUUUUUUGAAACUGACUGACUGUGACUCUUGACUUAAGUUUGCUCACAUUUACAAACAUAAUGGGUCACUGUGACUUAAUAAACUUCAAACUCCAAAAAAAUUAAUUUUGAAUUAGAUGUAGCAAAAACAUAAUUGUUCUCAAUAACACUUAAAAAACCUCUAUAUUAGCAUAUAAAUUGCAAAUUUACAAUCACGACUAACAUGGUUUCAAAUUAGUGUAUUAAUUUUUGGAAUAGAUAAGUUAUAAAUGUUUUUAAUCAAUUGCUGAUUUUUCAUGAAAAGCAUUAUAACAAGCAUUAAUCUGUGACAUUUAUAAAUUUUGGUUUUUGUCUGUAACUCUACAUCAGAAAUAAAUACAUAGCAAUUCUCACUGAAAUCUGUUUUAAUAUAACCAAGAAUCUCUCUAGUGCAUGUAGAAAUCUUUGGCUUAUUCAUAUUAUAUGAAAUGAGAUUUAAUAUAAACAACAAAACCCAUUUAAUUAAAGAUAACAAAACUAUAAUACUUUCUGUAGUUUUUCUCUAGGCACAGUUCAUUAUGUGAUGAAACAAACUAAGAAUUGAAUAAGGUAUUAGCAAGUCCAUAAUAAUUCAGGUGAUUUCAUUGCUGGAAUGAAAAAGAAUAAAAAUAAAAAAACAUUACUAGUGACCUCUGGCAUUGUCACUUUGACCCCACUGUAUCUGAUUUGUGAAACGAAAUCAUGGACCUGUAAUUUUUAUUAAGUUUUUAAUUUCCUUAUUUCAUAUUAUAUUAAAAUAAGUAUUUUGUAUUAAAGAUGUAAUUU
Molecule: messenger RNA, 5687 nt
Organism: Centruroides sculpturatus (bark scorpion)
Lineage: Eukaryota; Metazoa; Arthropoda; Arachnida; Scorpiones; Buthidae
Exons: 2
Coding region: 2229-3704 (491 amino acids)
Biological process (GO): regulation of transcription by RNA polymerase II
Cellular component (GO): nucleus
Molecular function (GO): double-stranded DNA binding
Source: RefSeq, a predicted model, not a curated record